UUCAGUGCGGACGUCAGGUCUUCGGUGGUUCAGUGUACUUCCAAGGUGUAAUUCCAUGGUUAGAGCAGGUUGAUUUGGUUUAAAUAUUUAGCUAGAUUUUGGCAUUUACGAGGAUAAUAACAGAAGCCGCUCAAAACAUUAGAACAUCUUCGACUGACGAGCACUGUGAUCCCAGAAUCAUCUAAACUCAGUCACCCAAAAGGUUGUGGCGUUGCCUAUAAUGGCAUCUCCAUGUGGUGUCCUGUCUGACGAGGAGGAGGUUAUGGCUGUGUUUGAAUCCACGGCAGCUGACAUUGGUGGCCUGGCGGGACCACGACUCAACGGGGUAACGCUGCCAGAGGUCUCCAUGAUCUCGCCGGGGCUAGACCCUCGACCGUCCAUCCGAGAGAAAGCCUUGGGGAAGCCUGGAGUGGCCAGACAAGGCAGCAGCGAUGAGGGCAGCAUGGACAAAGUCAAGGUGUUUUUGCGCAUCCGUCCUUUGACCGUGGAAGAACGGGGGAGAGGAGAGGAGCAGGGCUGUGUGUGCGUGCAGAAUGAAGAGAGCCUGAUGCUCAAAGCCCCCAAAGACUCACAAAAUAUGAAGAAUGCGGAGAGGGGGGUCACCCAAAGCAUUCACAAGUUCAGCUUCUCCAAGAUCUUUGGCCCAGACACUACACAGCAGGCCUUUUUCGAAAGCACCAUGAAGGACAUGGUAAAAGACGUCCUGAGGGGAGAAAGUCGUCUCCUCUACACGUACGGCGUCACCAAUUCCGGGAAGACGUACACCGUUCAGGGAGUGGGCCAUGAGGCAGGCCUCCUGCCCAGAGCCCUGGUGUCCGUGUUCCAGAAACUGCAGGGCCGGCUUUACGAGGCGGUCAACCUAAAGCCUGUCCUCUACCAGGAGGUACGCCAGCUGGAUGCCGACGAGGUCCGGGCUGAGGAGAUCCGCAGAGACUCUCUGCUCAAAGAGGAGGAAGGCACAUCUCGAAUGCGAGGGGGCACCAGCACCUGGGACAGUGGUGUCGGAGGCCUCUCUGUCACCAGCCACAUCGCCACCCAGCUUGAGGACUCGGACAACGUGUGCCUGGAGCCGGAAAGCCUGUCCCACAGUAGAGGGGAGGAGCUGGAGGAGGGGGUGCAGUUCUCUGUGUGGGUGUCCUUCUUUGAGAUCUACAACGAGUUCCUGUAUGACCUGCUGGAGGCGCCACCCUCCCUGCAGCCAAGAAAGAGGGCCACUCUGCGCCUCAGUGACGACAAGCAGGGGAACCCCUACGUGAAAGAUCUCACAUGGGUGCAGGUCCGCACUGCGGAUGAGGCUUGGCAGGUGCUCAAGGCCGGUCGAAAGAACCAGAGUUUCGCCAACACUCACCUCAACCACAACUCCAGCCGCAGCCACAGCAUCUUCUCCAUGCGCCUCCUGCACGUCCACCAGGAGACGGGCGGAGGACAGGCCACACACAUCAGCGAGUUGUCAGUGUGUGACUUAGCCGGCUCGGAGCGCUGUAAGGACCAGCGCAACGGGGAGCGGAUGAAGGAGGCCAACAAUAUCAACACGUCCCUGCACACUCUGGGCCGCUGUAUCUCCGCUCUGAGACACAACCAGAACAACAAGUCGCGACCCCCUCAGGUGGUACCGUUCAGGGACAGUAAACUGACGCGGGUGCUGCAGGGCUUCUUCUGCGGCCGCGGGCGCUCCAGCAUGGUGGUGAACAUCAACCCCUGCGCCUCGACCUACGACGAGACCCUCCAGGCCCUCAAGUUCUCUGCUAUCGCCACUCAGCUGGUUCACGGGCCGUCCUCCAAGACCAGGGUGGCCUACAUCCUGUCCCUGCUACGGGAGCCCCAGCCCCACCCUGACGACAGCAUUCUGACGGAGGAAGACAAGGACAGUGAGGACGAAGAGGGCGACGUCACCAUGUUUGAUUCAGAUGCUUUGCUGCGGGCCAUCGAGGUGCUGAAGAGAGAAGUUCAGCGCCAGAGGGAGGAGAAGGAGGCACUGGAGGCCUCCGUCAGGGAGCAGGUGUUCUCCGAGAUGAUGGAGGUGAUCUCUGGCAUGCAGGAGGACUUCAGCCAGACCCUGGACACGGAGAGGGCUCUGAUUGAGGAGAGGUUUGAAAACAAGAUCAACAACUUGCAGAAAAACCUCAAGAAAUACUACAACCAGGAAAUUGAGGAGCGAGAUGAAGAGAUUGAGGCUCUGACCGCAGCCCUGGAGAAGAAGCAACCAGGAUCCCUGGCAGAGCCAGCACCCCUCCCUCUCUUUCCGCCCCUGGAGCUGGGCGUGUCCAAUGGGCCUGCGCCUCGCCGCUCCCAGCGGCUGGCCUCCACAAGCGCGGGAGAGUUGAGCAGAGUAAGGGCCGAGCUGGACCAGUGCCGCGCCGAGCUGCAGGAGAAAACGCAAGAGCUGUGGCGUCUCCAGGGGCAGCUGGCAGUACCCGAGCCGUCCGACACCUUGACCAAUGCGGCCAACCGCAAACUGGUGGAGGGCCAGAGGAACCUGCGUCAGCUGCGGCUGGACCUGCAGAGGCUGGGCGUGAACCUGCAGUCGGGAGAGAGGGCGUGCUGCCGCAACACGGGCGGGGAGAGGCUGCGGCAUGCACUCGCGGCAGCGGACGAAACGCUGGCCAAACAGGACCAGACCCUGGUGGAGCUCCAGAACGGCCUGAUGCUGGUCAAGGCUGACCUGAGGAGGAAAGGCGAGAGCCUAGCCCAGAUGCAAAUGGGUCACAUGUCUCCCCGGGGCGGGGCCUCCGUCCCAUCUGGCUCCUGUAACAAGAGGGGCUGCGGGGCGGCCAACGGUGAGAACCAGCCGCCAGGGAAACGACCGUUCUUCCGUACCAUCUUCACGCCGAAAAACCAAAAGGAAUGCCCUCGCAACGACCAAGCCACACCCUACUCACGAAUCCUGCGCUCUCGCCAACAGUCUCCUCCGCCAAGCCCCGCCCCAGUCGGCCGGUAUCGGGUUACUAAGUGCUGACUUUAAAAAAAGAAAAAUCUGGAUGCUGUAUUUAUCCUCUGUAAUAUGCAAACCAAACUGUAAAUUUGUUGUGUUCCACAGUGUUGUCAGGGUUUAAAACUCUCUUUCGAGUGUAGUGUAUAUAUAUAUACACGGCAUGCAAGACAUUUCUCCUAUCUUUCCAGUAUUGAACAAUGUGUUUUGUUUCAGAUGUGAGAAUGUGUCAGAACACAGGCUAACAUGAUUGUAGGUUGUUGUAUGGAUGACUGAAACAUACUGGUGUCUUGCUUUUUGCACAUAUUCCCUCCUGCUUUAAGAGUUUGUUAUAUACAUCUGUCCUUUUGUCUAUUUGUUCUAAUACAUCCUUAAAUAUUAUCAAAGAACAGUUCAUUUAAAUUACAAUAAGGCACUGGUAUGUGGUCUUCGGAUGCCAUUAAACAGGAAUCCAUUCUUUAGUUUUGCCAGGCACGCUUUUCCAAAUGCAUUUGUAACAAAUCCCAUUGGUUUCCAGAGACUGGUUAGCAUUUCUUUGCACUUUUGGAUGACUUGGAAUUUAACAGAUGCAUUGAAAAUUGCCUAUGAAACCCACAAUGACUGCUGCCCUAGUGAGGCCACUGCGUUUAGAUUGACACUGUGCCUUCUUUGUAAUUUGUCUGAACUAGCCCUUACAGUUCACCUCAGAAAAUGUAAGUGGUACAACAGCAAUAUUGUAACUACAUUGUGCCUCAUUAAAAUCUUGGAAAAAUGCA
This is a messenger RNA of Esox lucius (northern pike), 3684 nucleotides long. It is a transcript of the gene kif20a, whose product is annotated as kinesin family member 20A. Gene Ontology annotation, cellular component: nucleus; spindle microtubule. Gene Ontology annotation, molecular function: microtubule binding; plus-end-directed microtubule motor activity; ATP binding. Gene Ontology annotation, biological process: microtubule-based movement; mitotic spindle assembly. The transcript has 17 exons. Bases 221 to 2956 code for a protein of 911 amino acids. The record is from RefSeq and is a predicted model, not a curated record. NCBI's taxonomy places the organism in Eukaryota, Metazoa, Chordata, Actinopteri, Esociformes, Esocidae.